AUGUUUACUCAUGUUCCCAUCCACUCCUCCCCCAAACCCAGUUUCUACUUAGUAUGGGCCAUAAACCUUACUAGCACUUUGACCUGCAUGUUCACAAAUGAGAGCAGACUUUGUCCCAGAUUCAGGAAUUACAGAAUCCCUACAGUAGCAUUCCCCAAACUUCCUGCCAAGACUGUGCUGAUAAACAUCUAUGACCCCAGCAAAUGCAUUUUUAUUACCAAACUUUUAAACCCCUCCAUCUCCUGUUUUUGUUUUCAUUUCUCUCAUCCUUUCCCUUUUUAUCUAGUCCCAGGACUCAAGUCACUUCACCUUUCAGCAUUAUUACUCUUUAUAAUGUACAAAACUCCCAAAAGACCACUGCAUCUUCAACACCAAGAUGGUAAAUAUCAUGAUAAAGCUCAUAUGAAAAUCAGAAAUUGA
Molecule: messenger RNA, 420 nt
Organism: Pipistrellus nathusii (Nathusius's pipistrelle)
Lineage: Eukaryota; Metazoa; Chordata; Mammalia; Chiroptera; Vespertilionidae
Source: the annotation of a GenBank genome assembly